CACACUCAUCACACUCACAUCAACACCUGCUCUCUCUCUCUCUCUCUCUCUCUCAGUUUUGCAGCUUAAGAUUCUGAGAGAGGCUUUGGAGUUUGGGGAAAAGAAAAGCCAAGCAUUUGGGAUUACGAGGCUGCCCUACGAUUCUACUUAGCCUUUGAUCUCUGCUUUCACCUUUCUGUUCUCACAGACCAAUGAGCCACCGACACGUAUUGCUUCUUCUUCGAGGCAGUCGCAGUUUCCGUUAAUGGCGUUUCCUGUCUCUGCAUCACCAAAGAUUCACUCUGACUGGCCAGCAUUGUUGUGAAUCAAUCCAUCUGCUCAGCUGAAUAAGAACAUAUGGAGCUUCCUUGUAGCAAGGUUUUCCAGGUACGAUAAACCAGGGCAUUGCAGAUACCACCAUGGAUGGCUGUUUAGAACCCAUAAAGAAUUCCAAUGAUCAACAAUCUCUAGGAACUUCUGGUAACAUGUUGCGCCAAAUAAAUGCAAGUAUAAAUCUGCAAGACAAGGCCCAAUCAAGAAAGCCUGGUUUGUCCUAUGCCGAUCUCCAUCAUGAGAUUACAAGAAAUGUAAAAGAUAUCCCAUCUAAUUCUGUUGGGAACCACCAAAAGCAGCGGAUUAAUAGAAAGACAACUGCUGAAGAAGAACUUGUUAGGCACAUGUCAAAUUUGCCAAGUUAUCUUGAGAGAGGAAAAAACCUUCAGGAGAAAGUUUUAAAUGUUGGGGUCCUAGACUGGGGCCGCCUAGAAAAAUGGCAGUGUAGCCAUAAACAGAUGCCAUACAGGAGUAGCCGUUAUUCACCGUCCAGUAGUAAUACAACCUCAUGUUUUUCGACGGAUGGAUCAUCAACCCAUUCCAGCCGAGGUCACAGCCGUUCUCCUGCUCAGCCAAGGAUGCAUCGUCAUUCACUGCAAUCUCAUUUCACGAAAUCUCCAACAGAAGGCCAUUCCGAAGUUGUCACCUCUUUUGGAGAAAGGGUUGAAAAGUUUGAAGACCUUAAAGCUGACCAGAGUAGCACCGUGAAUGGGUCGGAAAAGUUCAUUGGAACAGAUACAUCUCUAUGCAGAAGCCGCAUAGACACGAAGGUGGAACAGAGCAAGAGUAAAGAUUCAGAUGCAAAGAGUGAGCCAGAAAAAAGAAGUUUGUGGAAUGGCCCACAUUUGGAAAUGGCAGCUCAUUUAAAGGUAAAGAAAAAGACUCAAGUUGGUGAAUUUAUUCAGAAAGCAGAGAACUUACAGAAACCAUAUUCAGAAAAUUUUGAAUUAGAUAUUCCUGAAGGAUGCAAGAAAGUUGUUCUGCUUUUGCCUAGAGAUUUUCCCGAAAACAAUCACUCUGGGGUUUCCCACCUUUCUGAUUCAACAACACUGCUUCAUCAAAGAGCAGAGAAAACUACUCGAGCAAGCUCUUCAGAGAGACCCAAAGAGGCCUGCCAUGCAGAGCUCAAUUCUGAUUUCCCACAUUUGUGCCAUUUUCCUUCUGAAGUUGAAAGUAAACACUCUCGGGUAAAACACCUUGGCUCCACAGAUGGUGCGACUCUCAGAUUUCAAUCUAAUACACCUAGCUCAGCAUCAUUGUCAGCUAAAACAGGAACAAACCCAUACAGAGGCAGAAAUGUAGAAGAGAAAAAAGUAGCAGUAGUGUCCACAUCUUCUUCAACUGUAAGUGAGCCUUAUAAAGGAUUGGAUCUGAAACCAAGCAAAGCAACUGCUGAAAAAGUAGGAAACACUUCACCUUUUCGCCGAUUUAGCAUCGGUGUGGGUAAGAUGAGUAAGCAUACGAGUUCUAAGGACUGUUUAGAUACACAGCAGCUGAGCUCAACAGCUUUUUCAGCUAAACCUGGUUCAGAGAACACUGUGACUUCCACAUUCUUAGGUGCUUCAGAUGGUCAAAAGUCCAAUGCCACUGGCAGAGCCAAGUCCCCUCUGAGAAGGUUACUGGAUCCACUGCUGAAGUCAAAGGUGGCAAACUCCCAUCGCUUAGUGGAGCCAUUAGAGAAAGAUUCCAUAUUGUCUGAGGGGCGGGUGGAUUCUUUGUCCGAGCAGCCAGGGAAGGUAAAAUUAGGUAUGACUGGUUGUAGGACAAUUAAUGUCAAUGAGCCAGUGAAGGCCAAGAAGUGUGGAUCAACUGCAGUUCAAGCUCUUCUACGAGUUGCAGUUAAGAAUGGCCUGCCCCUGUUCACAUUUGCGGUUGACAAUGACAUCGAUAUCCUUGCAGCCACGAUGAAGAAGCUAAAUACCUUGAAAAAGGGUGACUGCAGCUGCAUCUACACAUUUUUCAGUAUCCGGGAAGUCAAGAAAAAAAGUGGAACUUGGAUAAAUCAAGGCAGCAAGGGCAAGAGUCACGACUACGUCCGUAAUGUUAUUGCUCAAAUGAAGGUCGCUGAUUCUCAGUUUCCCAAUUUGGUUAGACCGGAUCACUUUACCAUGAGAGAGUUUGUUUUAUUUUCUGGAAACCUGAGACAGGCAGAUUGUGAAACCUCAGACUUCCAGCCAAGUGAUGAGCUAGCUGCUGCUGUUGUCAAAAUCCCCAAAAUGGUCAGUCAGCAAUCCACCGGAGAUUGGCAUCAUUGGGAUAACUGUAGUAACUUGCCUGCGGUUGGUUCAAAAGAGUGUUUGUCAAGGGUGAGACGCCAUUCUUAUUCUGGGGAAGCUGUAGAGAAGCCUUUUGUUGGUGGUCAAGGCCUAAUUAGCACAACAGUCAUACUUCCAAGUGGUAUCCAUAGUCUACCAAGUAAUGGGGGACCAUCAUCACUGAUUGAACGUUGGAAUUCAGGUGGAUCAUGUGACUGUGGAGGUUGGGAUUUGGGUUGCAAACUUAGGAUAUUUGACAAUCAUAAUCCAGUCAAUGAGAAAGUGAAAUCACAUAAGGUUUGUUCCAUCACAGAUCGGUUCGAGCUUUUUCAGGGAGGUUUACAAGAAAACCAGCCUACUUUCAGUAUGUCCCCAUUCAGGGAUGGUAUCUAUUCAGUUGAGUUCAGUUCUUCAAUCUCAAUCUUACAAGCAUUCUCCAUUUGUAUAGCAGUAUUAGAUAGUUGGAACUUAUGUGAGUUCUCGGAGUCAAGGAAGUCGUUAGAAGAAAAAACUUCUGGAGAAAGCAUAUUAAUGCAAAAUGAUGGAUUAAGUGCUCCAAAUCGAACGGAAGGGGAAGUUCCUGCAAGAUAUGUCUCAUAUCCCCCACUUUCUCCAGCCGGGAGGGUCUAGUUUUACCAUGAUUACCUCUUAUAGUUACCAUGUAUCUUCAUUUGGCUGGGUUGGAUUUUAGAUUCAUGAUCCCCGUGAAGAUACUGGUGUCUUGGAUCCGCAGAGUACUUUAGAUGUCAGAAGUAAUAUGAAGUGCAUCAAAUGUAUUCUGAGUGGAACUGUUUCAUCAAUUUAAAUGUGCAUAUAAUGAGUGAAUAGUAUGUUGUUUUUCACUUUGAAUUUUAAUAAACUCAAUUUCUGAUGGGAAUAUUGGAGAAUAAUGAUCCAAUUCCUCCAGUAUUGGGGUGCAAGCCCCUCCUUGAAAUGGAAACAUAAGGCCUUGCAGGCUGUUUAUUUGCC
Messenger RNA from Prunus mume (Japanese apricot), 3536 nucleotides. RefSeq lists its product as uncharacterized. The record is from RefSeq and is a predicted model, not a curated record. NCBI's taxonomy places the organism in Eukaryota, Viridiplantae, Streptophyta, Magnoliopsida, Rosales, Rosaceae.